UUGGGGGAACCGCUGUUUUCCUCUCCUUUUCUUACGAGUCCUGAGACGGGUAGGGAUCCAAAACCAUCUUCCCCUUGAACGUCACAUCUACAAUCCAACAAAAUGAUCAUCUACAAGGAUAUCAUCACCGGAGAUGAGCUAUUCACCGAGGUCUACAAAAUCACGGAGGCCUGCGACGGCAUGCUGUACGAAGUACAGGGGAAGCUCACUUCCAGAUCGGAGGACGUCGACGGUGCUUUGAUCGGCGCCAACGCCUCUGCAGAGGGAGGAGACGAGGGCAGUGAAGCGUCCACAGUCAGUGGAGUUGACAUUGUGCUCAACAGCAAACUGCAGGAGACCUCCGCCUACAACAAGAAGGCCUACCAGAGCUAUAUCAAGGGAUACAUGAAGGCAGUCAAGGCAAAGCUGGAGGAGCAGGAUUCCAAGAGGGUACAGGCCUUCGUGGCUGGAGCUCCAGCAGCUGUUAAGAUGAUCCUGGGGAACCUCGAUAAAUACCAGUUCUUCACCGGUGAGUCAAUGAACUGUGACGGAGCCAUCGGCCUGCUAGAUUACCGUGAGGAUGGAGUCACGCCUUUCUUCCUCUUCUUCAAAGACGGUAUCGAGAUCGAGAAAUACUAAACCAUCUGGACAUCCUAACAGAAGUGCCUGGGAUCGGAGGGAGCGUGUCUGCUUGUUACCAUAGCUACCGUCGCCCCUGAUCACAGACAGACUGACCCAACCCUGCCUGCUUGUUACCAUAGCUACCGUCGCCCCCUGAUCACGGACAGAACUGACCCAACCCCUUGUCUGUAUCGCUCCCAACACCUGGAAACAGACUCGCCUUUCUUUGAUCAGGUUUUUAUUUUUUUGGCCCCAACCUUCUCCCCCCCUCUCCUCUCCUCUUCGUCCCCACAUCUGGUCUGUGUGGCGUCCCGAGGGAGACGCCCUGUUUGUAAACUGACGGUCGUUGGACAGGGCCUCUCCUGCCUACCAUGGAUGGAUGGAUGGAUGGAACCAUGCUGGCUUGGCCCGCUGUGUGCGUGGUGACUUCUAUCAGAUGUCCUGCGACGUUACUCUCCCACCUCGCUCUCUCACACAAUUGUAAAGGACUCGUUGACACUAGUUGUGAAAUAAAUGGGCUUUAACGGCCGGAAAUAC
Molecule: messenger RNA, 1137 nt
Organism: Coregonus clupeaformis (lake whitefish)
Lineage: Eukaryota; Metazoa; Chordata; Actinopteri; Salmoniformes; Salmonidae
Product: translationally-controlled tumor protein homolog
Exons: 6
Coding region: 103-618 (171 amino acids)
Cellular component (GO): cytoplasm
Molecular function (GO): calcium ion binding
Source: RefSeq, a predicted model, not a curated record